AUGAAUGUCAUCGAGUUGGGAGCACCGGAAGAGACCACUACUGCGCACUCAUCGGAGCAUUCUAUUUCACAGACUUGUGCAACAUCAGAAAAACCAUGCUCACCAACGUUGGGUACUUCGACGACACAACCAAGUCAAAUUGAAACCACUGUUGUGUCUAUCAACCAUCAAUCCAUUUCUAAAGAAGUGGAAACGAAGAACCUGUCCGAUGAAGAUUCAAUUUUGACAAAAACAAAAGUAUCCAAUACCGUUUCAGUUCCAUCAGGACUCCAGUCAUUAAAAAUAUUAGCUCCUGAAGUGCUCAUAUCAGCAAUUUCUUCGAACAAACUUCCACCCAAGCCAUAUAUAAUUACCCCGACACAAGACGUUGCUUUGACACCAUCCAUUUCUCAAUCAGCUGAGAAUACUUUUACAUCUCCGUUUGAGUUUAGAGACCCAAUAAAGGCUGGACCUAGAACAACUACCCGCAAGCGAAGGAAACCAGGCCGUAGCAUGAUUCUUACUGACACACCGGAAAAAGUUCGUCUAGAACAAGAAAAAAUAGCUGCUAAAAGUAAAAACACUAAUAAGAAGGGAAAAGUCACUCGAAAAGUAUUACAAAGUGAUGAAGAAGAUAAUGAUCAAGAGAAGGAAACAGUGGAAUAUGCUGAAUCUGAUGAUGAUACAGACUGGGCAGCAGAAGAUGAAGACGAAAACUCUGACGAAGAAUCAGUGAUUAUAACUGAAAGGCACCUAACCAAAUCUCUAACUCGUGCGCCACUAGAGGGCGAAUAUGUGAUUGUACAAUUUACAACAAAAAAACUUACAUCGCUUUACGUUGGAAAGGUGAUAGAAGGUAGAAAUGAGAAUAAUGAAUUCUACAUAUCAUUUCUGAGGCGUACGCCUGGUACUAGCAAAUUUCACAUGCCUGAUAAGCCUGACCUUUCUGUUAUAAAAGAAAGUGAUUUGAAAUUACUUCUGCCAAAGCCUUCAAUUGUUGGCACUUCUUCUAGGCCGUACUAUAAUUUUGGACUAGAUUUAUCCCAACUUCGGAUAUGCUAA
Acanthoscelides obtectus is the source of this 1041-nucleotide messenger RNA. Lineage: Eukaryota; Metazoa; Arthropoda; Insecta; Coleoptera; Chrysomelidae. The record is from the annotation of a GenBank genome assembly.